Cygnus atratus (black swan) is the source of this 2095-nucleotide messenger RNA. RefSeq names its product guanylate-binding protein 1-like. Lineage: Eukaryota; Metazoa; Chordata; Aves; Anseriformes; Anatidae. Gene Ontology annotation, molecular function: GTPase activity; GTP binding. The record is from RefSeq and is a predicted model, not a curated record. The transcript is spliced from 8 exons. Bases 1 to 2058 code for a protein of 685 amino acids.
AUGCAGGAAAGGGCCGAGGAGCUGCCGCCCUCCCUGCCGAGUCAGUCGGGGGCAGGACAAGGAGGGGCUGCUGAGCUUUAUUUGCUGGUGCUGCUGCUUUUGGUUUCAUUUCCGUCCGUGCUCGGAGCAGCAAUGGAGGAGCCGCUGUGCCUGGUGCAGAACGGGGCCGACGGGGUGCUGAGCCCCAACCCCGAGGCGCUGGAGGUGCUGCGCGGCAUCGGGCAGCCCGUGGUGGUGGUGGCCAUCGCGGGGCCCUACCGCACCGGCAAGUCCUUCCUCAUGAACCAGCUGGCGCGGCGGCGCCCUGGAUUCGCCCUGGGUCACACAGUGCAGGCGCAGACCAAGGGGAUCUGGAUGUGGUGCCUGCCACACCCACGCCGGGCCAACACCACCCUGGUGCUGCUGGACACCGAGGGGCUGGGGGACCCCAACAAGGGCGACAGCCGCAACGACACCUGGAUCUUCACGCUGGCGCUGCUGCUCUCCAGCACCCUGGUGUACAACAGCUCUGGCACCAUCAACCAGCAGGCGCUGGAGAACCUCGGGUACCGGGGGAUCGGGGCGGGCACAAUGGUGUCGGCGCUGUCACGGUGGCAUCAUGGUGAUGGUGCCACCGCUCCCCACAGGGUGGUGACGGUGCUGACGGAGCGCGUGCAGGUGCGGGUGGGGGACAGCAGGGACGAGGCAGCAGCCGACUUCGUGCGCUUCUUCCCCGGCUUCGUCUGGGCCGUGCGGGAUUUCGCGCUGGAGCUGUCGCAGGACGGGCGGCGCAUCACUGAGGACGAGUACCUGGAGAACGCGCUGCGCCUGCAGCCCGGGAGCAGCCGUGUGGUGCAGGAGCAGAACGAGCUGCGGUGUUGCCUGCGCGACUUCUUCCCUGAGCGCAAGUGCUUUGUGCUGCCGCCGCCGGCCGACGUCGAGGCGAUGACGCGGCUGGAGGAGCUCGACGAGGGGCAGCUGCGCCCCGGCUUCCUGCGGCAGGCCGACGCCUUCUGCCGGCACGUCUGGGACAAGGCCCCGGUGAAGGCGCUGCCAGGGGGGCAGAAGGUGACGGGCAGCAUGCUGGCGAGCCUGGCGGAGAGGUACGUGGCGGCCAUCGCCAGCAGCGGGGUGCUGUGCCUGGAGAGCGCGGUGAUGGCGCUGGCGACGGCCGAGAACACGGCGGCGGUGGCGGCGGCAGUGGCCGAGUACAAGCAGCGCAUGGAGCGGGAGCUGAAGCUGCCCACGGCCUCGCAGGAAGCGCUGGGGGACGUGCACCGGCGCUGCGAACGCCGCGCCCUCGCCCUCUUCAUGGCGCGCGUCUUUGCUGACAAGGAGCAACGCUACCAGGGCCAGCUGAUGCACGAGCUGGAGGCGGCCAAGGAGGAGUUCUGCCGGCGCAACGAGGCGGCCUCGGCGGAGCGGUGCCGCGCGGUGCUGCGGGAGCUGUGGCAGGACGUGGAGCAGCGCCUGGACCGUGGGGAGUACGCCGUGCCGGGGGGCUCGCGCCGCUUCCAGGAGCGCCUGCGGGAGCUGAUGGAGGAGUACCGCCAGCGGCCCGGCAAGGGGGUGAAGGCGGCGGCGGCGCUGGAGGAGUUCCUGCGGGAGCGCGAGGUGCUGGUGCGGGCGCUGUGUGCGGCUGACCAGCAGCUGUCGGAGCGCGAGAGGGAGCGGGUGGCCAGUGACACGGUGGUGGCGGCAGCGGCGACGGCAGCGUCAAAGGAGGCUGAGGAGGCGGCCCAGGCACGGCAAGUGGAGCAGCAACGCAGCUUCGAGGAGCACCGCCGGCAGCUGGAGGAGCGGCUGCGGCAUGAGCAGCGGGUGAUGCUGGAGGAGCAGGAGCGCGUCAUCGAGCACAAGCUGCAGGAACAGCGGGCGCUGCUGCAGGAAGACUUCCAGAGCAAGGCCGAGGCACUGCAGGAGCAGAUCAAGAAGCUGCAGAAGGAGAAGGAGGAGAUCAAGAAGCCGUCGUGGCGCCAAAAGGCACUGGAUGGGCUCCGGACUGCCGCCGAGAUUUGCCUGACGGGUCUUGUAUGUUACGGAGUGCCGCUGCUCCUGCGGCGGUUCCGGCACAUAUAACCUUGUCACAACCCCAAUAAAUUUCUCUGUGGUGCCA